Zalophus californianus (California sea lion) is the source of this 2173-nucleotide messenger RNA. Its product is annotated as bile acid receptor-like. NCBI's taxonomy places the organism in Eukaryota, Metazoa, Chordata, Mammalia, Carnivora, Otariidae. Gene Ontology annotation, biological process: negative regulation of inflammatory response; positive regulation of transcription by RNA polymerase II; bile acid signaling pathway. Bases 25 to 1548 code for a protein of 507 amino acids. The record is from RefSeq and is a predicted model, not a curated record. Gene Ontology annotation, molecular function: RNA polymerase II cis-regulatory region sequence-specific DNA binding; ecdysone binding; zinc ion binding. The transcript is spliced from 10 exons. Gene Ontology annotation, cellular component: nucleus.
AAUAAAUGAGAAUUGGAGCAGAGAAUGGCAAAUACUUAUGUCACUACACCUGAUGGUUACUGUCUUGCUGAACCAGUACAGUACUAUGAUAUUCUGCCAGAGCAAAUCAACUAUCAGCUUCAUGACACUGAUUUUCAAGAAUCAGCUUAUUGCCAGUAUUCUACCUUCCAGUUUCCAACAGCUCUACAGUCCCAAUCUUUACAAAGUCAUUUCAACACUUACAGCUUGGACCCACAGUUCAGUGGUGGAGAAUGUGGAUUUGGUUCCUAUGAAUUAAAUAAACCCAAUUAUGUGGUUGACCAUGAUGCUAAAGAUGGAUACUCUGGAAUAAAAAGGUCCAGACUCACUCACUCUUCCAUUCGGAUUAAGCAACAGGAAGAACUCUGUGUAGUGUGUGGUGAUAAAGCAUCAGGAUAUCAUUAUAAUGCACUUACUUGUGAAGGUUGUAAAGGUUUUUUUCGACGUAGCAUCACCAAAAAUGCAGUAUAUCGUUGCAAGAAUGGUGGCCACUGUGAAAUGGACAUGUACAUGCGUAGGAAAUGUCAAGAGUGCAGACUAAAAAAGUGUAAGGCAGUAGGAAUGUUGGCAGAAUGUUUGCUCACAGAAAUCCAAUGCAAGUCAAAGAGACUUCGAAAGAACUUUAAACAGAAGAAUAGUUUUUGCUCUAACAUCAAAAUGGAAGAGGGAGGAGUAGACAACAAGCUUGUAUCAUCCACCACUAGAUCUGGAAAAAUUCAGGAGAGCAUGGAACUAACUCAAGAGGAACAUCAGCUCAUUAAUAACAUUGUGGCUGCUCAUAAAAAAUAUACAAUUCCUUUAGAGGAAACAAAGAAAUUUCUGCAGAAGUAUGCAAAUCCUGAACUGAGCUUCUUGCGACUCUCAGAGACAGUGGUCCUACACCUACAGGGGUUAAUGGAUUUUACCAAGGGACUCCCAGGAUUUGAAAAUUUGACAACUGAGGACCAGACUGCAUUAUGCAAGGGAUCAAAAACUGAAGUGAUGUUCCUUCAUGGGGCCCAACUUUACAGUCAGAAAGAAUGUCUUUCAUCAGCUUCUGAAAGUACUAUGAGAGUAUCAGAUCAUUCAGAUCAUUCACUGAAUUGUCACAAUCAGAGUGCUAAUAGAAGUGUUAUUUAUUCUAUGGAAACAUUUUGCAAUGAAGACUGUCCUCCUACUACACUGACUGGUAUUGCUGAAGAAUUUAUUACCACAUUGUUUUACUUCUACAGAAGAAUGAGUGAACUUAAUAUUACUAAUACUGAAUAUGCUCUGCUUGCAGCAACAACUGUGUUUUUUUCAGAUCGUCCAUACCUUAAAAAUAAGCAACAUGUGGAAAAUAUACAAGAACCGAUUUUACAAAUUUUGUACAAAUAUUCAAAAAUUUAUCAUCCAGAAGACCCACAGCAUUUUGCUCGUCUCAUAGGGAGGCUCACUGAACUGAGAACACUGAAUCACAACUACUCAGAAAUACUUAGCACUUGGAAAGCCAAGGACCCCAAAUUGGCUAGUUUACUCUCAGAGAAAUGGAAUUUGUAUUCACAUUGUUGAAAUUUAGAAUGUUGUUGUGGUUUGCCUUAAAACUUUCUAAUUCUAGACUGUUGACUCUAUCAUCAUAGGAUGACUGAUUUGAAAAACAAACAGGAUUGCUAGGUUACCAAUAUAUCACCAUAAAAUGGACAUCAUCAGUGCUCAUCAAAUUUUGUGGAAUAUAGGAUGAACCACUAGAGGGACAUCUAGGAUUCUUUUCAAGAUUUGACUCAAAAGAAGCAAUGACUAUUGUUACUGCAUGGUUCCUUCAAAAGGGAAUAAUGCUAAAUAGAGUUCUUAUCUGAAGAAACUCUACUUUUUUCCUUUAGUAGAAAAAUGGAAUGAAAAUAUAGAUUAUAGACAUGAGAAAGGCUAUCUGGUGGAAACAAUUGUAAUCAGAAUAAAGGUAGUUUGUGAACCUCAUUAAUUAGGCCAGAUUGAUGGAUAAAGAACAUUUUAAAUUUAUUCCUGUUAUAGCAUUUUAUGAAUUAUUAAAGAGGAACAAAACUUUGUUCAACUCUUACCUUUUCUUAAUGUUUUUAAAAAAGAAAUCUUUUUAAGUCCACAUUUUAAAAAUCUGUGAUGGCAAGAUAUUGAAAAAACUUAAAAUGACAAAUCAUUAAAAUGUUUUAACAUACAUUGGGAA